AAUUUUACUUCCUGUUUACAUUUGUUAAAAAGGAAACUACACGUGCUUACAUUAGUAGAACCACAUUGAAGUCACAGGCUACUAAGAAAAGAAUUCAACCAGCAGCGCUUUCUGCAUUUUUAGAUUCCUCCCAAAUGAUAUAUUUUAUACAGUUAUCAGAAUUUCGAUGAGAUGAGUGAUGCCAAAAGGAUAUUUGUUGGUGGCCUCUCAAAAGAAAUAAAAGAAGAAGAGUUAACUGAACGCUUUCAAAGAUUCUGUGAAGUUUUAAAUGUGCAGAUUAAAAAGAAAAAAGUUGAUGAUGCUCCAGACAAGAUAUUUGCAUAUGUAAAUGUAAAAUCUACACCUGAAAAUUUGCAGAAAUGUAUAUCCUUGUAUGACAAGACAAAAUGGAAAGGAUCAGAACUAAGGUUACAGUUGGCAAAAGAGAAUUUUAUAACAAGACUGGAGAAUGAAAGAAAAAAUGGAUUUAUUUCGGAGGAAAAGAAACCUAGAAAACCUAUGCAUGAUACCGUUGAAUAUCAUAAUCCUUAUGAAAAUCUUCCUGAUCCAUCAAUUGCUGAAAUGAGAGGCUGUGUACCUGGUACAAAGGUUCCAGGGGAGAAGAACUGGGUUGUUGGAAAGUAUGGGAGAGUAUUACCAGUCGUGUAUAUCAGGAAUAAAGACAAGAAAAAAGUGUUAAAAGUAGACCCUUCAAAGUUUUGCCACAAUGUAAAAAGAAUGAAAGAAGAAGAGACUUCAACUGUGUCAACUGGAAAAAUUCUUACUUUAGAAAUGGAGGAUGUUGAUAGCGAGAUUUACAGAAAACGAAAGGGAGAAUUCCCAAAAUGGACCAAGAAACCGAACAAGCAGAAGAAAUAUGAUUUUGAGGCACUAAAGGAGAAGUACUUAAACGACAAAACUGAAAUAAAUUUAAACUUGAAUAAAGAACCUGACUUUGAGGUUGUUUCUGGGGAUGCCAUUGUAGAUCCACUUGGUCAGACAUUUGACAGUGAUGACGCUGAUUCAGACUCUUAUUAUACAUCACUGAAGGAUUCAAGGUCAAGGUCAUUUUCAAAAAAAGUUACUCCAGAAUCUUCUGAUGAAAGUGACUCGGAUGACAGCAUUAACAAAACUGUUUCUUGUAGUGUUGACAUAGCUGAAUCCAAAAUCAGGCAAAAUGGUGAAAUUUCUCCAAAAGACCCAGUGGAAAAUAUUGAUGUAUCGAAAUUGAGAUCCAAUACUCAGAACAAACUUCCAAGUAAUUAUGUCCAGGAAAAAAAGACAAAACCCAAGAUUCAGCCAUUUAAAGGAACUAAAAUAUUGUAUGAAAACACAGAAUCAGAUAAAUGCGAGGAUGCAAAUAGUUUAGAAAGUACUUAUAUUAAAGUUAUUGAUUCUAACAAAAAUAUAAAUGCAAAAAGUAAAAAAGAUGACAUAGUGAUUCAAAAGAAUAAAUCUAAUGAAACAGAAGGUCCAGCUACACCUUUGGUGCUAAAAGAUAUGAAGAAAUCACAAAAAAAGCCAUCACAAAUUGUUCUUCCUGAAGAUGAUGAUGGAAAUAUUUCUGCAUCAUCUGCAGAUACUGAUGAAAUAAUAAAUAAGUCAAAAUGUAUGUCACCCACAGAUGAUUCAGAUCGUAUGUUUAACAAUGUUUUUGAGUUUUCUCCAUUGCUUUCAUCUAAAGGAAAGAAUUCUGGGAAAAUUGAUGGAUCAAUAGUAAAUGAAUAUUCUAGUGGUUUGAUUGGAGGAGAAAUUCCUGAAGGUUAUGAAUCUAGUUAUAGCUAUUCAGCAGACGACAGCGAUGAUAGUGAUUUUGAAAAGUUUGCAAUGAAACAGUCACAGAAGGCUAAGGAAGUGAGUAAAAAAGAAACUGAAAAACAAACUCUAUCUAUGAAAAAGAAUAAAAUAGAAAAUUCUAGUCAAAAGACAGAUAAAGUUCUGGAAUAUUCUACAUUGAAUGUUAAAUCGGGAAUUGAAGGAAAAUCUGAUAAAGAUGUAAAUAAAACAAAAGACAGUAAUCCUUUAAUUAAUUCACAAAAUGAUUUAACUAAUAAAAUUUUAAAGGGAAAAGAUAUUGCAAAGGAAAAAGUAUCCAAGUCCCUUGUGAAUAAUGCUGACAAAUUAAAUGAAGAGGUGAGUGAAAAACAAAAUUUGUCCAGUAAAAGCACAACGAUAGAAAAGAAAAAAUUGUCCAAGUCUGUUGUAAAUAAUGAUGAGAAUUUGGAGGGAAAAGUGAGUGAAAAACAAAAUUUGUCCAGUAAAAGCACAACGAAAGAAAAGAAAAAAUUGUCCAAGUCUGUUGUGAAAAAUGAUGACAGUUUAGAGGGAAAAGUGAGUGAAAAGCUAAAUUUGUCCAGUAAAAGUACAACAAAAGAAAAGAAAUCUAACAAAGACAUCAAUGAGAAAAGACUAGAAUCUUUGAAACAGAAACAACAGGAAACCCUUGCUAAAAAGUCUGCCAUUCAAAAUGCUUUGGCUAAUAUUGAUGCUUCCAAUAGGUCAAACAAGAAGAUAAUAUUUGAUGAUAGUGAUAGUGAUAGCAUCGCCUCAGAGGUCAAUGCAAGUAGUGAUGAAGAAGAGGAUUCUACAGAUGACAGUAAUUUUGAGGAAGCAGUAAACAGUAAAACUUUUGAAAAGAAGAAUGUUCCAACAUUAUUUGAUAGUUCAGAGAGUGAAUCAACAGAUAGUGAAAAUGAUGAAAAAAUGUUCAAAAUACGACCAGAGUUUCAAGGCAGAUCAGGACAAAAGAGAAUGGAAUUACAGUCGCGCUAUGGUAAUGAUGAUAGAUUUAAACUGGAUGAAAAAUUCAUAGAUAGUGAAGAAGAAGACAUGGAAGAAGAUGUUCCAGAACCAACAGAGGAAGAUGAGAGAGCAAAAUCAUUGAAAAUUUUAGAACAAGUUGUUGGUACCAAAAUUAAACCAGAAAGGAAAGGAAAACUGUUUAGAGAUGUAUCAGCUUUACAUUUUGACCCUAGUAGAGAAGACCAUACACACUACGAAGUGCAAGUGGAAAGUCAACCAAAGAAAGACAAAAAGUCAUCAAAAAAGAAGAAAGAUGCUGAAGUCACUGAGAAUGAAGAAAAUGAAGAAGUUUUGCCAGAAGUUAGCAAGGAUAAGUUUUUUGAAGUUUCUGAUUCUCUAAAAGAUGCAUUUAAACCAAGCAGUAAAGAUUUAGAUGAACCAAAAGGAUUUUCUCUAUUAUCAGCAUUUGGCACUGGAACUUCCAAGGAAAAAGAUAUUGAAAAUGAUGAGAAUGCAGAAGAUAGUGGUAUGAAAACAUUGCAGCACAAAUCCAGUUUGUUUCCAUGGGAACAGCAGUUUGAUGAUGAAAGCAGUGAUUCUGAUAGGGGUGAUAGGAAUGAUAACUCUGAUGUCUCCAUGAGUGAUGAAGACAUAAAAGAGAAAGAACCUGUUGUUUUUAGCUCAGCAAAAUCCUUCUUUUUCUUCCAAGAAAAUGAUGAAAGAAUAUCUGAAGGAAUAAAAAAGUUUUGUAGACAGGAUGAUCUAGAAGUUGUCAAAGAUAAAUGGUUACAAAAAAGAGCAGAUCUUGUUGAGGCUUAUAGGACAAAACAUAAAAGGCUAUUACGAAAGAAGAAAAUAGAAGAUAAACAGGGCCAUAAGAAAGUAGAUGCUCACAAGAAACAUGCAGUUUUAAAAAAUAGAUAAAUUAUUAAUAUACGAAAUGUGUAAUAAUAUAUUUCAUUCUCUAAUAAAAUAAACAUGAAAUGA
Messenger RNA from Mytilus trossulus (common blue mussel), 3708 nucleotides. RefSeq names its product nucleolar protein 8-like. Gene Ontology annotation, molecular function: RNA binding. Lineage: Eukaryota; Metazoa; Mollusca; Bivalvia; Mytilida; Mytilidae. The record is from RefSeq and is a predicted model, not a curated record. The coding region runs from base 172 to 3645 and encodes 1157 amino acids. The transcript is spliced from 17 exons.